Messenger RNA from Paramecium primaurelia, 977 nucleotides. NCBI's taxonomy places the organism in Eukaryota, Ciliophora, Oligohymenophorea, Peniculida, Parameciidae. The record is from the annotation of a GenBank genome assembly.
GAAAUAAAUGGAAUAUGAAGCUUAAGAUGCAUUGAUUUUCUUGGAGUCAAUAUAGGAAAAAGGCAUCUAAGAGAUUGAAAUUGAUAAGUGGAAUUAACUCUAAGAGAAGCUUGUAAAGUCUAAAAUUCAAAUCAAAAUUACCUAACAUAAUUAUAUCCUUUACACUUAAGAUGGAGUAAUAUUGAAAAGGUAACAAUAAUUUGUAAAUUUUGAUAGUGAACUAAUUUUAGAUAAUUCUAAGAAACUAGAAAUCGUGACAAAUAUAGACUAGAUCAAAUAUUUUCAAUGGACUGGUGAAUAUGGAUAGAAUAACAGAAAACAUGGUAAAUGGAUAGUUACUUGGAAUAUGGAAGUCCUUAAAGAUGUUGGUGGGUAUUAUGAUAAUGGAUUAAAGCAAGGUUUAUGGAAAGAACCAAUUAAAAAUUUUUGGAGGUAGAUAUUCAUAUCAUAAUCAAAAAAAUAGUAAAGCUCAAAUCUAUGAAAGAGGAUUAUACUAUAAUAAUUAAAGAUUUGGGACUUGGAAUUUUAUUUAGGACAAUAAAAGAAUGUAUAUUUGAUAAAUUACUUAGUGGGGGUGGAUAGUAUAAUAAUUAAGGUAAGAAGAAUGGUAAAUGGAUUGAGUUGAAUGAUAGGUAUUAUAACCUAUCAUAAAUCACUUAUAAGGGUGAAUAUAAAAAUGAUAAUAAAGUUGGUGAAUGGAAAUGUUAUUUGAAUUAUGAAAAAUAUCAAUUGAUGUAAAAUUAUUAUUUUAAUAAACACUAUUAGCGGAGGUGGAAUAUAUCACCAAGUAUAAGAAGGAUCUAUUAAAACUGGGAGGUGGAUUGAAUUAAGCGAUGGAUUUAGCUUUGGGUCACAGAUUACGUUAUAAGGCCAUUAUAAUAAUGGUAAAAAAGUAGGUAGAUGGAAUUAUUAUUGGAAUGAUAAUAAUAUAACUAAAUUGAUGUAAAAUUAUUGAAUAUUAAAAAAAUAAAUCAAGG